This is a messenger RNA of Effrenium voratum, 2139 nucleotides long. NCBI's taxonomy places the organism in Eukaryota, Dinophyceae, Suessiales, Symbiodiniaceae. The record is from the annotation of a GenBank genome assembly.
AUGGGAGUGGCAAACAACCGGUCGAUCGCCUGGGGCAUCGCGAAGGUUUGCGCUGACCAUGGCGCCGACGUGGCAUUCACCUACCAAGGGGAAGCCCUGGCCAAGCGUGUGAAGCCGCUGGCUGAAUCUGUUGGCUCAGAUCUCGUUCUUCCUUGCGAUGUGACGGAUGAUGCCUCAAUGGACGCUGUCUUCAAAACGCUUGAGGAAAAGUGGGGCAAACUAGACUUUCUUGUGCAUGCCAUUGCCUAUGCCGACAAGAGCUCGCUUGAUGGUCGCUAUCUCGACACCACAGCUGACCAGUUUGCACAGGCCAUGAACAUUUCCUGUCAUUCGCUUGCUGCAGUCGCCAAACGUGCGGAGCCCCUGAUGGCUGAUGGGGGUUCUAUUGCAACCCUCACCUAUUAUGGCGCAGAGAAAGUUAUCCCCCACUACAACGUCAUGGGGGUCGCGAAAGCGGCACUUGAGGCAAGUGUGCGCUAUCUCGCCGUUGAUCUCGGCCGGAACAAUAUCCGCAUCAACGCCAUCUCGGCCGGUCCGAUCAAGACGCUGGCCGCGGCAGGCAUUGGCGAUUUUCGCUACAUCCUGAAGUGGAACGAGCUGAAUGCACCAAUGAAGCGGACAGUGACCAUUGAUGAAGUGGGCAAAACUGGUCUUUACCUGCUUUCUGACCUUGCAUCGGGCGUCACAGGUGAAGUUCACCACGUAGAUGCGGGCUAUCAUGUGGUCGGCAUGAAGGCUGAAGAUGCACCAGACAUGAGUAUUGACGAGAGUGGCCAGGAAGUCACGACUGGCACGCCCAUUUCGCUGAUGAUCGAAAAUGUCGAUCAGCGGUCGAAAGACUAUGGCGAUAUCAAAGACACAUUCCGCCCUGGUCACGCGGACUUCACCUAUGAAGCCAAAUACGGCAUUCGCGACUAUCGUGGCGGUGGACGCCAAUCUGCUCGCGAAACAGCGGCGCGUGUGGCGGCAGGUGCUCUUGCGCGCAAGGUCAUGCCAGGUGUUGAAGUGCGCGGCGCACUGGUUCAGAUGGGUCCGCACAAAAUCGACCGUACACGGUGGGAUUGGAACGAAAUUGAUCAGAACCCUUUCUGGUGCCCCGACCCUGUCGCGGCGAAGGAGUGGGAGACUUAUCUUGAUGGCAUCCGCAAAGCCGGUUCCAGCUGCGGUGCGGUGAUCGAACUCAUUGCGAGUGGUGUGCCGGCGGGCCUUGGCGCCCCCAUCUAUGGCAAGCUUGAUGCGGAUCUCGCUGGAGCGCUCAUGAGCAUCAACGCUGUCAAAGGUGUUGAAAUCGGCGAUGGAUUUGCAGCUGCGGCCCUCACCGGCGAAGAAAAUGCCGACGAAAUGGGCAUUGAUGGCAAUAAAGUAAGCUUCGAUGCCAAUCAUGCAGGCGGAAUUCUUGGUGGUAUAUCCAGCGGACAGGACGUCGUCGCCCGUUUUGCUGUGAAACCUACCUCGUCUAUCCUUACGCCCCGCAAGUCGGUUACCCGGUCGGGCGAAGAAACAGAGGUCAUGACCAAGGGGCGGCACGAUCCUUGCGUUGGUAUUCGUGCGGUACCAGUUGGCGAGGCCAUGAUGGCCUGCACCGUGGACAGAACGGCCAAGAAGAGAGCUAACAUCAUGACCGCACCAGCGCCCGUCUCCCCUCAGCCCUUGAUGGCACGUUUCGAUCAACGCAGCGGAGAGAUGAUGGUCUAUGGCGGUGGCUUCUUUGGCUGCUUCGUGCUGAGCGUUGCGCUUGCCCGCGGUGACAUCGCCCUCCUGAUUGUCAGUUUGGCGCUUUUCGCUGUCGCCUAUCACUUCUGGCCCUUUGUGCGGAGGAACACACCGGCAGUCGUCGCGAGUUCUGCGGGGCUCAUGAUAACAGGGCUCGGCACAGUCGGCUGGGAUGCCAUCGUCAACGCCACCACGGUGGAUAAGGCAGUAAGGACCAUCCGCAACACAGAACUGCACCUAACGCUCAGCAAGUCCCUCGACAAAGCAUUGGUUGAGGAAGACAUGGGCGGGCUUCAACGUCGUUUGAUGGUGCAGAUUUGGCGAUACAAUAAAGACACGCUGGUGAUCCGGCUGGAACCGCUGGAUGUUGCCCCGGAGCCGAUCCUGGAAGCCGUUCAGGCUUUCCUCAAUCAAAGACCGGUCUAG